Liolophura sinensis is the source of this 6311-nucleotide messenger RNA. Its product is annotated as alanine aminotransferase 2-like. Gene Ontology annotation, biological process: biosynthetic process. Gene Ontology annotation, molecular function: pyridoxal phosphate binding; transaminase activity. The record is from RefSeq and is a predicted model, not a curated record. The transcript is spliced from 13 exons. The coding region runs from base 101 to 1642 and encodes 513 amino acids. NCBI's taxonomy places the organism in Eukaryota, Metazoa, Mollusca, Polyplacophora, Chitonida, Chitonidae.
UUCACCGUUGUGUCGAGGUAGCAGUUAAUCGUAAGGUCUAACUGGUGACAAACUUAACGACUGUAUCAGGUUUCCACUACCAUAACCUUUCCCUGUCAAAAUGUUUAGACGAAAAUUGUCCAGUUUAGCUUCAAAAGUAAACGAUUCUUCGACGGUUCGGUUGCAACAAAAUGUGAGCAAAGUCAACUGUCGUGUGCCUCGGCGAUGUAAAGUGUUGAGUAUAGACAACAUGAAUCCUCAUGUGAAGACCAUGGAAUAUGCAGUGAGGGGACCCAUCGUCAUCAGGGCCGGGGAAAUUGAGAAGGAAUUGGCCAGUGGCAAGAAAAAGCCAUUCCUUGAGGUGAUACGAGCAAACAUAGGUGACUGUCACGCAACAGGACAAACGCCUCUGACCUUCAUCAGACAGGUAGUGACAUUAUGUGCUUAUCCAGAGUUGAUAAAAACAUCAGACUUUCCAACAGAUGCUAAACAGAGGGCCCAGAGGAUACUGGAUGGGUGUGGCGGGAAGAGUGUGGGAGCAUACAGUGACAGUGCCGGUGUUGAAGUCAUCAGACGAGAUGUCGCUGAUUACAUAGAGAAACGUGAUGGCCACCCUGCUAACUACACAGACAUCUUCCUCUCCACAGGAGCUAGUGAUGGUAUUAAGAGUAUAAUGAAACUGUUGAUGACUGGCAAGGGAGGUAAGGAGCGGGCAGGAGUUAUGAUACCUAUCCCACAAUACCCUCUCUACACAGCCACCAUUGCAGAGUACAAUGCAUAUCCGGUAAACUAUUACCUGGAUGAGGACAAUGGCUGGGCACUAGACAUUGAUGAGUUAAAGCGGUCUAUCAGUGCUGCACGACCAGAGUGUAAACCUCGGGCUAUAGUUGUCAUUAAUCCAGGGAACCCCACAGGACAAGUUUUGACAAGAGAGAACAUUGAAGGAAUCAUACGCUUUGCCAAGGAGGAAGAUCUAUUCAUUUUAGCAGAUGAGGUUUAUCAGCAUAACGUGUAUGCUGAAGGAAGUGAGUUCCACUCGUUCAAAAAGGUGCUGAGAGAGAUGGGUGCAGAGUAUCAGGACAUGGAGCUGGCCUCCUUCAUGUCAACAUCCAAGGGAUAUAUGGGAGAAUGUGGGUUCCGUGGUGGCUACACAGAAGUCAUCAAUCUAGAUCCAGAUGUCAAAUACCAACUUUCCAAAUCUGUGUCUGCCAAACUCUGCCCUUCAGUUAUAGGACAGGCCUGUAUGGACACAGUGGUCAACCCCCCUGUGGAAGGAGAACCAUCCUAUGAGCUGUUCAUAAAAGAAAAGAAUAAUGUUUUGGGGCUGUUAGCUCAGAAGGCAAAAAUGGUGACAGAGACCUUCAAUGCUAUUGAGGGUUUGAGCUGUAAUGUGGUCCAGGGGGCCAUGUACGCAUUCCCCAGGGUAGAGAUUCCAGAGAAGGCUAUCGCUGAGGCAAAGUCCUCAGGUAUGUCCCCUGAUGCCCUGUACUGUUUCCAGCUGUUAGAAGAGACUGGUGUCUGUGUUGUACCUGGCAGUGGGUUUGGCCAGAGAGAAGGCACGUUUCAUUUUAGGACAACUAUUUUACCCCCUGUGGACAAAUUACAAGUAUUACUCAGUCAUUUUAGGGACUUUCACCAAGGAUUUCUGCAGAAGUACCAGUGAAGUUUACAGUUGUCUCCCUUGAUCCGUUAGAUAUUUUGUCUUUUUAAUUCAUCAUAGAUGUACAUGUAUGGUCUAAAAAUAGGGAAUUACAGAAUGGCUUGAAAGAACAUGAUAAAAAGUAUGUGCAAAUUUCAGAUGAAAUAAGUUUGGAGAGGUUGCUGGAAAAUCAAAUAGAAAUGUUUCCGGCACAUUGAUCUGAGUUAAGUUUCAGUGCAUUUGUUGGUUGACAGAAAUGAACGUAGUAAAGUACAGAUAACAUUUAUGAGGCUGUGGUGAGGAACACUAGAAUAACAUGUAUCAACCGAUGCAGAGAACACAGAGGGAGUUGAACAGGAUGGACAGAUGCUGUUAAUAGGAUUCAAUCAACAGCACAGUAUUUUACACAGUAUAUAUUGCUCACCUGUUAAUUUAGGUAACGGGCAUUGAUUGCCAUGCUAAAAAUGUAUAAUAACACAGGGAAAAGGGAUCUGAGAUACUCAGAGAUAUAUGGGGAAUCCCCAAAUCUCCUUCAUGUAUCACAUUUAUCUCAGUGUUUAUUGUGUCUUCACUUAUCUUAACCCAUUAAAAGGUAACAUUUGUAAAAAUUAAUAUACUUUAGCUGUGAGAUUUUGAUGUAUUAAACUGAUUGCUUUAAAAUUUACAUGAAAUCUACAUUUCUGCACAUGUACAUCUACACAGACCAUGGAUUAGCUUGACUUACUGCCCAAUUAUUAUGACAUCAUCUUGAUAACAUGUCACCUUUUCUGAUGUUUAUUCAAAUCAGGUACACAGAAAAGCCCAUAUUUCUUUAUCCAUACCAAUUUCAUUGAAAAGUCCAUAUUGGUGUUAAUUUUGGCUUAGUGAGGUUUGUGGCCUUCAAACUUGAGAUUAUCAUAAUAACAUAGGAUGAUGUUUGCUCUGGUUUCUGUUGUCCCUUAACCAGCUUCAGCAUGCAUCAAAUUACAAAACCUUCAGUGUACUGCCAUUUUAUAUUUGGCUUGGAUUUCAGACAAAUUUAAAUCAUCCAAUACUCUUCCAAAUUCAAAAUUUCUCUCACUCUAUGAAACAAGAAAACUGGCAAGUAUGUGGUCACAAGAUAGGAUGCAUUUGCAUUUUAAAAGCACGCCUCACAAUCAAGAAUAAGAACAUAACCGUUUCCAACAGUGUGUCUGUCUAGUGGAUCUUGGUGCAGCUAAAAAAAGAGACACAGUCUAGACUAACUGAACACACAAAAAAAAAUGUAUCUCGAAACUGCUGUCAGCAUUUCUCUUUGUCAGUGUUCCUGAAAAGCAAAACAACAAAAGGCAAACACAUGAUUGUACCUUAAUUAGCCUGUUCUUUACACUUCCAUAUCCUGCAUGCUAGUGAUCUUUACAAUCAGUCAAUCCUCACCACUUGCUGUACAAAGUGUACUGUUAGUGUUUGAGGGGUUCAGAAGAUACGUGCUUGUGAUUAUUGUAAAUAGGAUAUUUGCUGAGUCAAAUGUGUACAUAUCCUACAACAUAGGACUUUUAAAAAUUAUUUUUGCAAUUUCUUAAUUAUGAUCAUACGUAUGUUGUGUAUGUUGUAUUUUAUAGGAAUGUAGAUUUUCAGACAUCCAGGAUAGUACACUAUCAAAGAUAACACUAUAAAAUUGUUCUACUGGACAAUGUAUAUUAUUUAAAGACGUUGUGGCAACAACCUAUCGACUUCAACAGAGUAAGGUGUUAAACAAAAAGAAUUCCUAUUUAUAUUGAAGUUACAUACAACAACAAGGUGAGCAUACCAGUAUGUACAAGUUUCAUGGUGAACACCGUUCACGUUCAUGGUUGAAGUAUACAAUGGGUCUAUACAAUUUAAAACAGUGAGACAACAGGAGCUAGUAUAUAGUGACCGAAUUUGAAUAUUAUACAGUUUCACAUCAGUGAACAAAUUUUACCAUGUUGAGGUAAAUUUGCACAAGCUAAUUAACAUUUUUAACGUUGUCACUGCAACAUCAGUAAAUAAUAUACAUUGUCCGGUAGAACAGUUUUAUAGUGUUAUCUUGUUUAUCGUGUUGUAGUUGUUGGCAAGACAGAUAUCUAUUAGUAGCCUGAGUGAUGUCCACAAGCAUGGACUAUGAACUGGAACCUUUCAAGAACACAUUAAUGCAUUUAGUUUUUGUAAUUCUUACCCAAUGUUUGAAGCAAUUUGGACAAGUUUGGUUUGUCAUGCUCAUAGGGUCUUGUGAUUUCCCCCUGCAGGAUUCAAUAAAAUAUCAAAUGGCCCAAAAUUUAUUUAAAAAAUCAGAUGAAAUUUGAAUGAUGCAGAGUAGUGAUGUUUACAAAUUUUCAAGCUUCAAAUUGGCCUAUUUUUUUCUAAAUGAUGCCUGUUUUUUUUUUUUCAAAUAUUAUAGAAUUAAUUCAGUCUUCUAAAAAUUCAAAAAAACGUUUUGUCAGAUUUUUCUUCUAUGUUACAUUGAUGACCAAAUAAAGUUAUGCCUCAGAGACAGUAAAAUUUAUUAAAAAUCCACAGUUAACGGGGUUUAAAAAAAAUGAAGUAGGAAAACACACUAAUAUUUGACAUUCAUCCAUAUACAUGUACAUCCAGUUAAAACCCACCUACAGUACACCAUGUUACCAUUAGCUCCUUAGUUUUGUAUGAAGACCUCCUUGAAUUAGUCUUUGUUGUGUAUUAUUUUGGACCUACUUGUGCAGUUAUAUGCAGACAGGCCCACAACUAUUCCAUUGUCACAAAAGAGAACAGUGAGUAUCUCAAUGUGGGCUAGGAUUUCCAGCUGUGAGCUGUGGUCCCGUUGAUCGAAUGAGCUGAAUCACGUGACAUAUAUUUGUCCAUCAGGCGUGGGGUGUGAAUGUUCAAGCUUACUUGUGUAAAUGACAUUUAGAAUAAAUCAUGUAGCAUAAUGACUUUACUGUCGAACUCAGUACGUGGAGAUCGAGUCGAGCUGUGAAGAAACCUGAUAUAGUGACAGGUGAUUUACUUUGUCUAUGUACACUUCAGACUUUCGUAUGAAUUGUCAUACAAAUAGCGCUGCAAGGUAAAGUGUUCUGAAGUUUCAUUUUCAACAAGAGUAAGAAAAGAAAGGAAAACGUAAGCGGCAAGUGUUGAAAGGCCUGCGUGAAAAGAAUAUUUACAAUUUAGGCUUUAAAUGUUCGAGAGAAAAAGCAUCAAAACGGUAAAACAAUGGUAUCUUUUUGGGGAGCUGGAAAAGUUACAAUGUCACUGAACAGUCAGAUGCUGGAACAGAAACGGGAUUUAAUAACAACAGGGACACGGACUCGCCGCACAAUUGAGAUCUAAUCAGGACCCACGUCGACCCCUCAGAUAAUGCCGUGACCAUAUACAUUUGGUAUUUAGCGAUGCUUGUGAAGGAGAUCUUUAAGAAUAAUCAGAAAAUAAUUUAAGAAAAAAACAUGAGUGACAGUUUUUGUGUAUGUGUAUAUAUAUUUUAAAUAAAAGUGAGCGUGUGGUGAGCACAUGCGCAGUGUUGAAACAUUGCAAAUACCAGCAACAGUUUUAGAUGCAGAUGGUACCGUUACUUCAUAUAUGAUAUAUAGGGGUUUCAUCUCUUUUAUAACAAUCUAAAGGCUUGAAGAGAAAAUUGUAGAGGCGUUUAGAAUGAUUUGUUGGUUCUGUAAUAUGUCAAAAAUAUGGUAAUGUUCAGGGCUCAGAAUACACAUCACGAAUAAGUGGACCAUUUCCACACCAUUCACUCUUUAGCCUGGCCGCCUCCCCAAGGAACUUCCAAGCCGGUCCAUUUUUCAUAAGGAAACAAAGAUAUUUCCAUCCACCAACAGAAAAUUCAAAAUUUUACAUAUACUACUCACAACCCCCAACCCCUGACCGUCAAACAGAUUCCCAACACCAUUGCAUACCAACAACUAAAUGACCAAGAAUUUUGGAUAGGUAAAGAUCAAUACUUGUGAUUAUGGCGCUUUUUGGUGUGCUAGAGCCGAUCAGGGAAUUGAGUAAUCAUAAAAUAAGUUUUUGUUUAAUGCAGUACCACUAUACAUGAUACGUAGCAACUAACAAUGACUUAUAGUUAAACUUUCUUGUUUGUAGAUGUGGCUAUACUGUAUCUUCGCACUAAUUAUGAUGGAUUUCCCCUUGUUGGUUUUCAGAUUUUAUACCUUUACAAUCAUGUAAGAGAAAACAAUCGAAGCUAAAAAUUUACCGUAAACUGCAUAUCUUAAUACCUCCACAAGAAAGAAGUAGCGUUAAUGAUAAACAAAUAAUUUCAAAUGUUAUUUGAACAAGUCAGUGUAAGUAUACAUUGUGGGUUUACUUCUACUUUCUUAUAGACUUGCACUGGAAGUUUUGUACAUGUAGCUGCAAAUUUCGAAUAAACAUUUUAUGUUGAUUAUUCUAAUCAAAAGAUAGUGAAUCACAACGAAAGUAAGGUCAUUUAUCAAGCAUUUCUAAGGAAAGCAAUCUCAUUUGUAUUAGAACAUGUUACGGGCAACACCGAGUACUUGUGCUAUAAUGGUGGUUUUAAUGUGAAGGCAGCGUAUUUCACAAGCCGUUGAUACUGUGAGCAAUUUUUCCUGGGGAAGCAAAUCUAUAUUUGGUUACAAAAGAGAGUUGUAGAAAUAUUUUCCUUCAUGGAGCGUAUUGGGACUCCGAUCUCACAAGAGCCUGAGUCCGGGUUUUAUGUAUAUAGUAAUACUUGUAGGCUUGUAUGCAGAAAAUAGAUUUAGGUUGAACGGAAUAA